Oncorhynchus nerka (sockeye salmon) is the source of this 4011-nucleotide messenger RNA. RefSeq names its product lin-28 homolog B (C. elegans) (gene lin28b). Gene Ontology annotation, cellular component: cytoplasm; nucleus. The transcript is spliced from 4 exons. Lineage: Eukaryota; Metazoa; Chordata; Actinopteri; Salmoniformes; Salmonidae. Gene Ontology annotation, molecular function: mRNA binding; zinc ion binding. Gene Ontology annotation, biological process: pre-miRNA processing. The coding region runs from base 209 to 892 and encodes 227 amino acids. The record is from RefSeq and is a predicted model, not a curated record.
GCAAGCGCUCGAAGUGGAGUGAACGAGGAAAGGAUUGAAGGAGAGAGACAUGACAAAAUAUCAAAAGAGGGAAAGCACGCUGUACCAUGCGAGCUAAAUUUGUGACCGCUGGAAUUGAGGAUGUCGGAUUAAUGGUGACUAUCAUAACCCGUUUUCGCAGAGGAAGCUUUUCGAUUGGAACUUUCGAACAGAAGGUCCGCGGGGAAACAUGGCCGAAGGAGGGGCGGGUAAAGGUGGCGGAGAAGACGAAGCCAAGUCGACGGAGCAAGAAGAGCGAAUUCGGCCCCAGCUUCUGUCAGGAACAGGCUACUGCAAGUGGUUUAAUGUUCGAAUGGGGUUCGGAUUUAUAUCAAUGACCAGCAGCGAGGGGAGCCCCGUAGAUCCCCCUCUGGAUGUAUUUGUUCACCAAAGUAAACUGGUGAUGGAGGGCUUCCGCAGCCUGAAGGAGGGCGAGCAGGUGGAGUUCACCUUUAAGAAGUCCUCCAAGGGCCUGGAGUCCCUGUGGGUGACGGGGCUGGGUGGGGGACCGUGUGCGGGCAGCGAAAGGAGACCCAAAGGGAAGGUCCCGCCCCAGAAGAACCGCAAACCAAAGGGAGACCGCUGUUAUAACUGUGGAGGUCUGGACCACCAUGCCAAGGAGUGUGGCCUGCCCCCCCAGCCAAAGAAAUGCCACUACUGCCAGAGCAUCAGGCACAUGGUGGCCCAGUGUCCCCACAAGGUGCUGGCGGCCCCCACAGGCUUUCAGGACCCCCUGCACCCCUCUACCUCGACCCACCUGUACCCCGCCGACGAGGAGAAGCGCUCGGGCUCGUCCCCCCUUGAGGGCCCCUCGCCCUCCCCAGAGGAGCUACCCCAGUCACACCGCGUUGGCCCCCAGAGGGGGAGGAAAUAGGGGGAGAGCUGUACCUCCCGACCCCUGACUCUCCUCACCUAAGGAACCCCCCUUAACCCCCACCCCUAAUCUACCUCGCACUUGUGGAAAUAAUAGGUCUAUUUUUGGCAGGACCAGCGCAGCUAUGGCAACGAUCGUCAGGGGUACGGAUGUAUGUGACUGACUGGCUGUGGCAGCUAUGACAACCAUUGCUGGGGAUAUGGAUGCAUGUGAAUGACUGUCUCUUUGUGUGUGACUGGUCUCAAUCAGUGCAGCUCAAGAGACGAUAUGGUCUUAAAGAGAAACAAGGUUGGCGGUGAAUCUAAUGACUCUCUGGGUUAGAUGAUGUCAUCCAUAACUCUUUCUGUGGCAAUUUCUGAAUAGGACUCGCUUCUCUUUUAGAUUUUGGUCCACCUGGUUCAUAUUUAUAUUAUAUAACCGUUCCAAAGGUCAUGAUGCGGCGAUCCAGCAGAGUUAAUUUUAAGCAUUAAGGAUUUUAAAUAAGGCCUUGAUGUAGGCCAGUGCUUCUUAAUCCUGUGAAUUUUAGUUGUAUCCUUCGCAUCUACACACUAGAUUCAACUAAUCAACUCACCACCAACUUGUUCUACUUUUUUUCUAAGAGUGUGGGAUCAGGAUUGAUAGGCCCUGUAUCAAAACAAUGGAACCUCAACCAAUCAGAAGCAAAAUUAUUCUUUAAUGUGGCCUAUCCAAUCAGUGUAGAGGAGAUUACCAUGGAUACUAGAGUGAAUGUCAUACCUACCAGUAGCCUAACUGUCACUCCUGAACCACAGAAUAUUUUCUAGUUCAGUGGUACUGACAAUUGACUGCAGAGUGCAUAGCAUUGAAUCCAGGCAUGUGUGCAUACUUGCUUGUGUGUGUGAGUGGGGUUGUGAGUGGAGUUGUGUGUGUGUGUGGGCUUUUGUAUGUGGGUGCGAGAGACGUUGACCCUUUCACAAAACAACAGUGGCAGACGAGAAGUUUCAUCUUUCAGAUUAGGGGCCAACCUCUAGCUGGACUUGCUAUUAACAAUAAUAUUUCAUAUAAUCCUACACAUGCCUCAUAAGAAACCAUAUAAUCAAUAUCCACCGAUAGGUUUGUUUCAAAACAGAAAAAAAUACCAUUAUUUAAUUGGACUAGAUCUAGAGUUGGGUUGCUGGCUAAUUAGUUGAACAGUUUAUAAACUCACAAUAUAUGUCAGUAAUAUAUGUAUGAAAGAAUAGCAUAUUAUUAAAAUGUAAGUAAUAUUCUAACAUAGUUUAAGAAAGCUCUGUAUUGUGCGUAGGAUUCUUUGUCAAGUUAACACAGCGUUAUGUUAAAGCACCAUCACACCCCUCUCUCCCUUGACCUGUGUGACAUCACUAUCUCCUUCACUCUACCCCUCUAUCACAAGCUAUCCCCUCUCCUCCUUUGACCUGUGUGACAUCACUAUCUCCUUCACUCUACCCCUCUAUCACAAGCUAUCCCCUCUCCUCCUUUGACCUGUGUGACAUCACUAUCUCCUUCACUCUACCCCUCUAUCACAAGCUAUCCCCUCUCCUCCUUUGACCUGUGUGACAUCACUAUCUCCUUCACUCUACCCCUCUAUCACAAGCUAUCCCCUCUCCUCCUUUGACCUGUGUGACAUCACUAUCUCCUUCACUCUACCCCUCUAUCACAAGCUAUCCCCUCUCCUUUGACCUGUGUGACAUCACUAUCUCCUUCACUCUACCCCUCUAUCACAAGCUAUCCCCUCUCCUCCUUUGACCUGUGUGACAUCACUAUCUCCUUCACUCUACCCCUCUAUCACAAGCUAUCCCCUCUCCUCCUUUGACCUGUGUGACAUCACUAUCUCCUUCACUCUACCCCUCUAUCACAAGCUAUCCCCUCUCCUCCUUUGACCUGUGUGACAUCACUAUCCUUCACUCUACCCCUCUAUCACAAGCUAUCCCCUCUCCUCCUUUGACCUGUGUGACAUCACUAUCUCCUUCACUCUACCCCUCUAUCACAAGCUAUCCCCUCUCCUCCUUUGACCUGUGUGACAUCACUAUCUCCUUCACUCUACCCCUCUAUCAAAAGCUAUCCCCUCUCCUCCUUUGACCUGUGUGACAUCACUAUCCUUCACUCUACCCCUCUAUCACAAGCUAUCCCCUCUCCUCCUUUGACCUGUGUGACAUCACUAUCUCCUUCACUCUACCCCUCUAUCACAAGCUAUCCCCUCUCCUCCUUUGACCUGUGUGACAUCACUAUCUCCUUCACUCUACCCCUCUAUCAAAAGCUAUCCCCUCUCCUCCUUUGACCUGUGUGACAUCACUAUCUCCUUCACUCUACCCCUCUAUCACAAGCUAUCCCCUCUCCUCCUUUGACCUGUGUGACAUCACUAUCUCCUUCACUCUACCCCUCUAUCACAAGCUAUCCCCUCUCCUCCUUUGACCUGUGUGACAUCACUAUCUCCUUCACUCUACCCCUCUAUCACAAGCUAUCCCCUCUCCUCCUUUGCCAUCAAGUGCCUAGGGCCUGGAGGUUCUCCCUGACUUAAUUAGGUAAACCUCAGAAUCCUAGAUAAAGGCCCAGUAACAGUCAAGUCUACAUACCCUCUAGGUCUGUGUGAUGUCACAAUCCCCCUCAAAACAGGAUUCCAAAACACCGCUGCCGUGUUCCAAAUAGUCCAGAGAUUUACUAAGACAGGAAGGAGGGAGGCAGAAAAAACUCAAAUGCUGGUUUUCGUAUGACGUGAAUCCUCUGCGACUUUCCAGUAGCGCGUAUCCUAAUGAAACGUGACAACUCUUCUCUGACCAUAUUGAAUGUGAAAAUAACUUCUCUGAAGUGGCACUCCACCCAAAAGUUAAUGUGGCUCACUUUGGAAAUGUAUCUUAAUGUGCUGACAAAUCAAAUGACUUUGUAUGAUGAUAUCAAACUAGCUUGUGUUUUCUAAAGCUCUAAAACAAACUAUGUAGGUAACCAACUGUUUUUGGUAUACAUUUCUGUACCAAAGAGUAUGGCUUCAUUUGAAGGCAUUUUAAAAGUAGGAAUUGUCGCUUUGAUGUUCCUGCUCCUUUGGAAUUUCUAGGGACGAUUGCUGAAAGUUCAACACUGAGGUUGUUUAUGUACAGCUUUUUGAAUGUGUGACAUGCAUCGAAAUAAAUCCAACAAGUGCACAACAA